GAAAAUUUGUGGAAACCCAAAAACCGCGUGCUCCGGUGGCGCCAAAACCCAAAACCCAAAUUUCAUUUUCCCUCUUCAAUUAAUUUAAUUCCUUCGAUUCCCCUUCCCUUCUUAAAACCCUCCAUUCCUCGAAAUCCCUUCACAUUGUGCAAUUUGCUUUGCUUACCGGAGGAAGAAGAAGAAGAUGGCCGCCGGAUCCAAGUCCAAUGCCCCGAAGCCCAGGAAGAGGGUGGAAGCUAGCACGUCCUCAGCUUCUCCCGCUUCUACUACACUCGUCCGCAACAAGGAUGGCAGUGCUUUCGCCAGAUGUGAAGAGUGCAACAAGGACGUACCAAUGGCUCUUAUCAAUUUCCACAGUUGUAGUCUUGAUGCUAAGAUAAAGAUGAAUUUGAAGGCUACUAUUGUUGAGAAGCCCCCUGAGGUUAAGAAGAAGCCUGUGGAAAGGAAGAAGCCAACAACAACAGAACCAACGCCGAAGAGGCUUAAGAGAUUGAAGAAGGGCACGGACUCCAAUGCCCCGAAACGUCCCCCCACAGCCUUCUUUGUUUUCAUGGAUGAAUUUAGGAAAUUAUUAAAGGAAGCUAAUUCAAAAACAAAGGCUGGGAAAGAGGUAUCAAAGGAAGGUGGUGAGAAGUGGAAAUCAAUGUCAGAUGAAGAAAAGAAGCCAUACUUUGACAAAGCUGCUGAACUCAAGGCAGAGUAUGAGAAGUCACUGGCAUCUAACAAUGAGGACAAUGAAAAUGAAAAUGUGGGAGUCCGUUCAGAGGAAGAUGCUGAGGAGGAAGAGAAGGAAGCUCCUGCAAAGGAAGAGGAAGAAGUUUUGGAUGAUUACUAGAUAAUUAGUAUUAGUCCUCAAGCUCAGUUUUUUUUUUUUUUUUUGGGUGGGGUAUUGUAAAGUCUCCUUUUGGUUAAUGAAAUUAAGUAGAAGUAUAGUACUUGGCAUAUUUUCCUGCGUUGUUUCUCCCUAUAUCGGAAUCAUGCCAUUUUGUCUUGUAUGACGUGAAGUCUGACAAAAAUCAAGUAGUAGUAAAAUGUAUCCCAAGAGCUAAAAUGGUAAUCAUAACCAAAUUUGAUCUAUUCAGGUGGCUUCUUAUUUUUUAGCAUGUUGCUUUAUUUCUCUUGGAUUGGAUCAUGAGGACAAACUUGUAAAUAGGUUAUUUCUGACUUCUG
Messenger RNA from Rubroshorea leprosula, 1170 nucleotides. NCBI's taxonomy places the organism in Eukaryota, Viridiplantae, Streptophyta, Magnoliopsida, Malvales, Dipterocarpaceae. The record is from the annotation of a GenBank genome assembly.